AUGAUUAUUCCUAUUCGUUGUUUCACAUGUGGAAAAGUUAUUGGAAAUAAAUGGGAAGAAUACAUAAAACUUCUUCAAGAAGAGAAUACCGAAGGAGAUGCUCUUGAUGCUUUGAAGCUUAAAAGAUAUUGUUGUCGGCGAAUGCUCCUUUCACAUGUAGAUUUAAUUGAGAAAUUACUAAAUUAUUCACCACUUGAAAAAUAA
Molecule: messenger RNA, 204 nt
Organism: Strongyloides ratti
Lineage: Eukaryota; Metazoa; Nematoda; Chromadorea; Rhabditida; Strongyloididae
Product: DNA-directed RNA polymerases I, II, and III subunit RPABC5
Exons: 1
Coding region: 1-204 (67 amino acids)
Biological process (GO): transcription by RNA polymerase II; transcription by RNA polymerase I; tRNA transcription by RNA polymerase III
Cellular component (GO): RNA polymerase II, core complex; RNA polymerase I complex; RNA polymerase III complex
Molecular function (GO): zinc ion binding; DNA binding; DNA-directed RNA polymerase activity
Source: RefSeq, a predicted model, not a curated record